AUGCUCUUCCCCCUGAUAGGUCGCGCGCAUCAGGAAGCGUUUCUCACUUUCCCAAGCGACGACCUCCAAAAGCACCGGUGCGAUAUUAACGUUACCGCUCACCGUGCCAGCAUCUCUCAUCCGUGUGUCGGGGCCGUGUCUCCGUUACUUGCGAACAUUCCCGCUGCGUUUGAGAGCGUUUGCCCGCAGACCCCGCGAUAUGGCCGCGUACAAGCUGGUGCUGAUCCGCCACGGCGAGAGUUGCUGGAACCAGGAGAACCGGUUCUGCGGCUGGUUCGAUGCCGACCUGAGCGAAACCGGAGAGGAGGAGGCCAGGAGGGGUGGACAGGCCCUGAAAGAUGCGGGUUAUGAGUUUGACGUCUGCUACACGUCCGUGCUGAAGCGAGCGAUCCGCACGCUGUGGCUGGUGCUGGACGGCAUCGAUCAGAUGUGGCUGCCGGUGAACCGCACCUGGCGUCUGAACGAGCGCCACUACGGCGGCCUCACGGGCCUCAACAAGGCCGAGACGGCGGCCAAACACGGCGAGGCGCAGGUGAAGAUCUGGAGGCGCUCCUUCGACACCCCACCGCCAUCCAUGGACCCCGACCACGACUUCUACACUGCCAUCAGCAAGGACCGGCGCUACGGGGACCUGACGGAGGACCAGCUGCCCUCCUGCGAGAGCCUGAAGGACACUAUCGCUCGAGCUCUGCCCUUCUGGAACGAGGAAAUCGUUCCUCAAAUCAAGGAGGGCAAGAGGGUUCUCAUCGCUGCCCACGGAAACAGCUUGCGAGGCAUCGUCAAACACCUGGAGGGAAUGUCAGAGGAGGCGAUUAUGGAGCUGAACCUUCCCACAGGAAUCCCAAUCCUUUACGAGCUGGACAAGAACCUGAAGCCCGUGAAGCCCAUGCAGUUCCUGGGAGACGAGGAGACCGUCCGCAAAGCAAUGGAGGCCGUCGCCGCUCAGGGCAAAGCCAAGAAGUAGGCCGAGACGUCCCGUAUUCUAGCUCUUAUUUCCCACAAUCAGUAUUUUAACCAUGAGCCUAGAACCAAACCAUUGACCAAUCAUUUAUUUCCUAAUGCUCUCAAUCGGGACCAUGCUAAUAAAGUUCAACCGUUACUGCUUGAA
This is a messenger RNA of Rhinichthys klamathensis goyatoka, 1108 nucleotides long. It is a transcript of the gene pgam1b, whose product is annotated as phosphoglycerate mutase 1b. Gene Ontology annotation, molecular function: intramolecular phosphotransferase activity. The record is from RefSeq and is a predicted model, not a curated record. Gene Ontology annotation, biological process: glycolytic process. Lineage: Eukaryota; Metazoa; Chordata; Actinopteri; Cypriniformes; Leuciscidae. Bases 200 to 964 code for a protein of 254 amino acids. The transcript is spliced from 4 exons.